Molecule: messenger RNA, 1224 nt
Organism: Metopolophium dirhodum (rose-grain aphid)
Lineage: Eukaryota; Metazoa; Arthropoda; Insecta; Hemiptera; Aphididae
Product: steroid receptor RNA activator 1-like
Exons: 5
Coding region: 442-996 (184 amino acids)
Biological process (GO): regulation of transcription by RNA polymerase II
Cellular component (GO): nucleus
Source: RefSeq, a predicted model, not a curated record
GCCUAUAAUAAUCGACCGUGGUGAGAAGGUUCGGACACAAAAUAAUUAUAUUCUGUGGUUCGGACCUCACUUAUCAGUUAUCAGUUAUCACAUUUCGUUCGGUAUCCUGUAUAUUAUCUUAAUUCGUGACUAGGACGAAAACAAACACGGCUCGUGUUGAUCACAAUAUUUCUAUUCAUAACUCACGAUUUUUGCAUAUUGUAUCAAUUAAUUCGUUUAUUAUUAGUUUUUGUAAUUUUAUUGCCUUUGCUUAAAGAGCUAAUUAAUAACUCAUUGUAAUUUCAAAUUUCUAAUACACUAAUCUCCUUACAACUGUUCAGUAACACUACCGACUUGUAUUUAAUAAAUUAUUCAUAUAGGCGUUUGAACAUUUGAUUUUAUUUGUAUUAACACUAUCGUUGAAGUUGUUCAUAUAAUUUAUACAAGUUCUAUUUUUAUAAAAUGAGCGAAGGAUAUAAACCUUACACGCCUGGAUGGAAUGAUCCACCCUCAUAUUCAUUUGAAGACACAGUGAGUGCUCAACAUGAAAAUCGGCCUAAAAUAUUUGAUAGAAUACCUGCACGAGUUUUUCCAAAUUCUCCUAUCGUACAGUCAAAUAACAAUCAAAUACCCUUAGACAAUGAUAUAGUUUCCAGUGAAAAUUGCGAUGAUACUUCAAAAAUCCCUGCAGUUUCAUCACUGGUAUUAUGUGAUAUUCCUGUGGAAGAACGCUUAUCGUAUGUGAUGACAUCUCUGAAUGAUUCAAUCCAAAAAUCGACAUUACCAGAUUCCAAGAAAGUAGAUAUUAGUAAACGAUUGUCAAGACUGGAAAUCAGUUGGAAAGAUAGUCAAUUUACAGACAUAGUACAACAAAAAACUAUUGCAUUAGUUAAAGCAAUCAAUAUCAACGAUUAUGCUGAAGCAAAUAGACUACAAAUGGCAUUAAUGGUUGACCACACACGUCAGUGCAACACUUGGAUACCGGCUAUUCGACAACUAAUUAAUCAGCAUACCUAAAAUUAUCAUAGACAUAUUAACUAAGUUAGUAUAUCUAUAAAUUUAUAUUCAAUAAUUAUAUAUUCAUAAUUUGUAUGUAUUAAAUAAAUUAAGAUAUUUUUAAAAUUGGGUACACAAUAAUUUAGUUUAUGUGCUAUGUGUUCAUGUGUAUAAUAUUAUAUCAUAAUCCUCUAAUUCUAUCUUUUGUUUACACUAGCAGUAUCAACAUAUAUUUCAGUACCUACCCAC